This is a messenger RNA of Calliphora vicina (urban bluebottle blowfly), 999 nucleotides long. Its product is annotated as farnesol dehydrogenase-like. Lineage: Eukaryota; Metazoa; Arthropoda; Insecta; Diptera; Calliphoridae. The record is from RefSeq and is a predicted model, not a curated record. The transcript is spliced from 2 exons. The coding region runs from base 125 to 871 and encodes 248 amino acids.
AUCUCAAAGUGUCAGCAUCAUCUACAAUUUCAUUCAUUUGCUGCUCAAACACUAAAGAAAAUUUAAGGCAAUUUGUAAAAUAUCAACAAUUUGUAAUUUACUAUUGUUGUCACCGUAUUAAGCAAUGGAACGUUGGCAAAAUCGCGUAGCUGUCGUCACCGGCGCCAGUUCGGGCAUUGGCGCUGCCAUUACAAAAGAUUUGAUUGCAGCUGGCCUCAUUGUGGUAGGUCUGGCGCGUCGCAAAGAACGUGUUGAUGAAAUUCGUGCCUCCCUGCCGGCCAAACUACAAAGCCGUUUACAUCCCAUUAAAUGUGAUGUCUCUGAUAUGCAGUCGGUUAACGAAGCCUUCGAUUUGAUUGAAAAUAAAUUGGGCACUGUGGAGAUCUUGAUUAAUAACGCUGGCACCUACAAAUCCGGCCAGGUGCUAACCCUGGAUAUUGAAACAUUGCAGCAAACUCUGCAGACAAAUGUCAUGGGUAUUGUCUAUUGUACACGUCGUGCAUUCCAAUCAAUGCAAAAGGCCAAUGUUAAUCAUGGUCAUGUCAUAUUGAUAAACAGUGUUGUGGGUCAUAGUAUUUUCAAUCCACCGCCCGGUGCUACCACCACCUUCAAUAUAUAUCCUCCCACCAAGUAUGCUGUGACAGGAUUAACGGAAAUUUUACGUCAAGAAUUUCGUGAUUUGAAAACGAAAAUAAAAAUAACGAGUGUUAGUCCUGGUCUAGUGGACACGGAAAUUGUACCGGACAGUUACAAGAAAAUGCAAAUGCUUAAGGCCGAAGAUAUUUCAGCUGGUGUCAUGUAUUGUCUCUCUACGCCACCGCAUGUUCAAGUGCAUGAGUUGACCAUUAAGCCAGUGGGUGAAGCAUUUUAAAAUUACAUUUUACGUAAUACUGUUUUGUAAUACUAAACGUUCAGUUUAACUAUUUAGUGAGUUUUGCAUAUAAAGUGUCAUUUUCUAAUAUUUACGUGUAUGGGCAAUUAAAGUGUUUAGAAUUUUAA